GUAGUUGUCAAAGUGCUGUCAGGAGUAGUGAGUAGUGAGUAGUGAGUACUGUCAGAAAAGUCAGAGGAAAAGUCGAUUUUGUUGUUGUUGGUGUGAGUUGACAAUUUUAAUAAUUUUUUUAUGAGACUUAAAGUAAUUGUUAAAAAUGAGUGACCAGGAUGAAAAACUGCAACAGUUCAUUGCGAUAACGGGAUCAAAUUCAGAUAGAGCAAAAUUCUUUUUAGAGUCGGCAGCUUGGGAUGUUGAGAUUGCGAUGUCUCGUUAUUACGAAACAGAGGGUGACGAUUUAGGUGACGAUUCCCCUUCAAUAGUGGCGCCUGAAACACCAAGCCCUGUAGUUACCCCAAAUAGGCCCCAGCCAAAAAAGUCAUCAAAUUUUGCCACCAUUAACACCCUGACUACAUCAAGUGAUGAGGAAGAAGGCCAGGCAUACUAUGCUGGGGGUUCAGAACACAGCGGUCAGCAAGUCUUAGGCCCGCCAAAGAAAAAAGAUAUUGUAGCUGAUAUGUUCAAGUCCGUUCAGGAACAUGGUGUAGAGGUAUUGGAACCAGGUGCUGCGAGUUCAAGUGGUGGUCAAGCCUUUAAAGGAACAGGUUACAAAUUGGGACAAGAUAAUACUAGUUCUGAGGUAGUACCUGGAUUUCAAGAACCACCUAGACCUCAAGAAGUUACUCUUAGAUUAUGGCAAAAUGGCUUCAGUAUAGAUGAUGGGGCACUAAGAGAAUAUGGGGAUCCAUCCAAUAAAGACUUCUUGGAUAGUAUUAGAAGAGGAGAAAUACCACAAGAGUUGAGACAGGGUAAUACAGAAAUACAUUUAGCAAUGGAGGAUCAUAGAAUGGAACAGUACCAAAAACCAAAGACUAAAGUUAAGCCAUUUCAAGGACAAGGGUAUACUCUUGGUAGUCCAGCCCCUGCAGUAGUGGGAGCAUGCACAAAUGAAGAUAAAUCUGCAAAUGAAGCACGAGCUAAAGAAAUUUUAAAGAUGGACGCUACCAGACCAACCACAAGUUUACAAAUUCGCUUAGCUGAUGGUUCAAGAUUAGUAGGCCAGUUUAACCAGGAUCAUACUAUAGCACAAAUCAGACAAUACAUUACUGCUGCAAGACCCCAGUAUGAAAUGCAGACUUUCAAUUUACUUUCAACAUAUCCAUCAAAAAUUCUGGAUGACUCUCAAACUUUAAAGGAAGCAGGUCUUCUCAAUGCUGCUAUAAUGCAAAAACUAACUUAAAUUCCCAUUUAUAAUCCAAUUAUUUUGAGAGAAUGUUAAUGUAAUGUAUUGAAUAAAUAUAAUAUAAUUGUCUUUAGUUUAGCUGUUUAAAACUUUGUAUAAUCAGUUUGAAUUAAACUGCUUUGGUAUUGAUUA
Molecule: messenger RNA, 1363 nt
Organism: Sitophilus oryzae (rice weevil)
Lineage: Eukaryota; Metazoa; Arthropoda; Insecta; Coleoptera; Curculionidae
Product: NSFL1 cofactor p47
Exons: 7
Coding region: 146-1228 (360 amino acids)
Biological process (GO): proteasome-mediated ubiquitin-dependent protein catabolic process; nuclear membrane reassembly; Golgi organization
Cellular component (GO): nucleus; cytosol
Molecular function (GO): ubiquitin binding
Source: RefSeq, a predicted model, not a curated record